UGUCACUUUUAAGUGACAAGUUAAACACUGCAUGUUCAGGAACGUAACACGUGUCUUUAAAAUGUCAAGUAGCAUAUUUGCUGGAAAGAAAGUCGCAAUUUUAGGAUUUUCAAUACUUUUCGUGUGGGCGAGCGCAGUAAAUCUUGGCAAAUUUCUCUGUUCUCCGGGAUUUUGCUCUAGCGUUAAAUGUGAAGCCAUUGAAGACUGUCAGAAUGGGAAAAUAAUACAGAAUGCCUCUUUUUGUAACUGUUGCGAUGCGUGUAUUAAAUUUAUCGAAUCAGAUCAACUAUGUAAGGAAGUUUUUCCUGGAUCAUUAAAAGAAAUUGGACAAAGUGAAUGUCAGAUUGGAUUCAAUUGCUUGAAUGGAAAAUGCGUUUUGGAUGAAUCAAAAAAGAGUUGCUUCUUCAUUAGGAAAGUAAGAUUGCUUCGUAAAGGAAAAGAUGACUACGCAGAAAAUCUGUGGGCUCCGAAAUGCGAUAUUCAAGGGCAUUAUGAAGCUAAACAACACAAGAAAAACAAAAACUUUUGCUUUGGUCAGUCCGGAAAUAGACUUUUUGGUUACGAAGAAAGAGAUGCGUCAGAGCCUAUGGCAUGCCGAUGCUCUCACCAUAUAAAUGAGCUAAAGAAGUUGAACGCGGAAAAGUUUAUGACGGAGCCUCAAGAACACUGUACAAUAUCAGGAAACUUCGAAAGACUACAGUGCAUUACCGAACUAUGCUAUUGUGCAAACUAUCUUACAGGAGAGGUUCUAGGAAAAAUCGUUGCGAAGCGACACAUUGAUAAAUUACCGUGCUAUGAUGAAAAGACCUCCAGCAAAGAUUACCUGAAGCCUUGCGAGAAGGAGCUUCAGCGACAGCGUUUGCUUCGUUACCAGUUCUUUCAGAAAGGCAUUAAUAUAGUUAGUGAAGACGGCCUCAGAUGUGAUCCAGAUGGAAAUUAUUCACCGAGACAAUGUGACGAAGAAAGGUGUGUGUGCACAGAUCGACUAGGGGUUGGCAUCAGGAGCUACUACAUACAAAUAGAUGAAUACCGAAAACUGUUGACUGAGAUGAAAUGCAAUUGUGCUAGGGAUUUGAUAAGUGCGACAUCGCAUAUGCAGUUUUCAAGAUUCAAAUGCAAAGGUUUUGGAAAUUACGAUCUUUUACAAUGCUUUGAUGAGAGUGAAUGCUUUUGCAUCGAUGAAGAUGGAGACAUUACAUCGAAACCUAUUAAGAAAAAAGACUUGAAUGAAACAGUUUGCUUAGAAAUGUUGGAGCAACUCAAUACUUUGUAUGAUGAAAGCACUACUAGUUCAACACAUACAUUAGACGAAACUAGUACUACUGAUGAUUAUGACUAUUCCAACUAUGAUGAAUAUGACUGA
Messenger RNA from Uloborus diversus, 1363 nucleotides. RefSeq lists its product as uncharacterized. Lineage: Eukaryota; Metazoa; Arthropoda; Arachnida; Araneae; Uloboridae. Gene Ontology annotation, biological process: cell-matrix adhesion. Bases 32 to 1363 code for a protein of 443 amino acids. The record is from RefSeq and is a predicted model, not a curated record. The transcript has 8 exons. Gene Ontology annotation, cellular component: basement membrane.